Molecule: messenger RNA, 1988 nt
Organism: Lytechinus variegatus (green sea urchin)
Lineage: Eukaryota; Metazoa; Echinodermata; Echinoidea; Temnopleuroida; Toxopneustidae
Product: cytoskeleton-associated protein 2-like
Exons: 8
Coding region: 217-1803 (528 amino acids)
Biological process (GO): negative regulation of microtubule depolymerization
Cellular component (GO): microtubule cytoskeleton
Source: RefSeq, a predicted model, not a curated record
AGACGGUCCUUCGGGAGCUUACGUAUACACGUAAGAUCGUAUCUCUGUGUGGAGAGAUUUGAAGAGCGCCAUCUAGACCGUUUGACGUCACAACAAGCACGAUAUCGAUAAGGAGCUCGCGAUCGAUCUGGAGCGAUUUUCAAACUUUCAAAGUCAGCUUCAAUAACAGGACUAGCUUUUGGAAAAUCUAGCCAACAUACCGUAUAUAAAGUUGAGAUGGAGCCAUGUGUUACAAGGUCCGGUCAUUCUGGUGGUCGGAAGAGGCGGAGAAGUUCUGUAGAAAAUGAUAUUAUGGAGAAGAGGUUGCAAGCAUGGCGAGCAAAGAAGGGAUUGCCGAUCCGAAGUAAAGUACAAGAGGAGAGAGACAAGAGACCGUUAUUAUCCGAGCACACAACUCCAAAUCAUCAGUCAAAGAGGAAAAUGAUUCAGAUGUCUAAAUCAGAGAAAAAGUUUGAAAAAGGUGAGGAAAGGAAGAAACAACCCAAGUUUUAUACACCAGGCCCUUCAACCAGUAAUAAUGCAGCUGUCAAUAGCAGACAUACAUGCACUGGUUCUAAGAUCAACAAGCAGCCUGGCAGGCGAAGUCUAGCACCUUCAACUAGGAUGAACACUUUGCAACAAAAGGAUGUGAGCAGAAAUGAUCACAGAAAGCUACCAGCAGACAAGAAAAUGCCAUCUCAUCCGAACAAAAGUGAUAGAACCACAACAGCCUUGCCUCAGAAAAAUAUCAUCAGGUCACAUGAUCCAUCACAUCUUCACAAGAGAUCUGUUCGGUUUACAUCACCAAACUUGUUAGGAUCAGGAGAACCAGUUGAUGAGAAUGUACUUGCCACUGUUGCAACCCUUGUCACACCUGUACAGACUAAGACCAAGCUGGACAUGAAAGAAAGGCUGGAUCAGUGGCUGAUAGCAAAGGGCAAAACACCUUCUAGGUUUCAUAACUUCCUGGGCUAUGAGUCAUCUAUGCAACACACCCCUUCAGGCAACUACCAGAGGAGAAGAUCCUGUACACCCCAUCAUGGUAAGGACAGGAGAGACACACCAUGGAAAAGUACACAGACGACUGACGGAGCUCCAGGACAUGAUACCAUGAAAGAGUGUUUGGAAAUGCUAGAGGAGGGAUGUCCAUUGGAAGUUAUGUCCAUUUGGCUUGAUGCAGUAGUGACCAAGGCUCCCCUUAUUCAACAGUGUGCCGGCUAUUGGUUGUGCAGGGCGAAGAUUGCUGAGAAAAGAAGUGGAGACCAAGCUGCCACUGAGUGCUUGUUUGAAGCUGCAGAAUUCAAUCCUGAGCCUUCAAAAGAUAUCCUGGACACCCUGGCGACCUACAAACUCAAGCUGAAGAUGAGCCUUGAGGAAGGAUCUGAAGAGACAGGUGCAAACUCCCCUCUCAGACACUCACCAUGUCUUGAGAUCCAGACACCAGUAGCACAUCUGGGGUUUGAAGAUGAGGAUUUGAACCAGUCUUACAAUGGAGAAGGUGGUGAGAGACCUGGAGACUCCCAUUUGAGUAUCAAGUAUAGCCUCAAGGAAUCUACACCUUAUUUUGCAAGGAUUCAUCAGACCACUGGUGAUUCCCCACCAACAUCUUGCCUGCUGGUCACUCCGGUCAGACGGUCAGCCCGUUUGGAGAACAAACGACAUUCUGUGGCAUGUCUGGGUACCCAGCACACCCGCACUCCGGCUGUCGAGGACUGCAUGGACUCCAUGAGUCAGGUAGCGGCUAACUUUCCUUCAGCGCAGCUUAUUCUUCGCCCAAACAGAGCUCUCAAUGAAGAAUUCUCUCAGACUCAUUUACAAGACUAAUGGAGUGUUGCAAGAAACAUGCGAUUGAUUACAAGUUCAUUGCAGGUCCCAAAAUCAAUCAUCAGUUUUGAAAUUGUAAAUUUGCAUUUGAUCGCUGGUCUUCUUCUUGCGCGUCGUGGUCUAGUGGUUCUGACUCACCUUACAAACAGAGGGUCGUGACUUGUUUUCCUUCAGCAAGAAAUUUA